Messenger RNA from Dromiciops gliroides (monito del monte), 2584 nucleotides. It is a transcript of the gene SART1, whose product is annotated as spliceosome associated factor 1, recruiter of U4/U6.U5 tri-snRNP. The transcript has 20 exons. The coding region runs from base 80 to 2527 and encodes 815 amino acids. The record is from RefSeq and is a predicted model, not a curated record. Gene Ontology annotation, biological process: maturation of 5S rRNA; mRNA cis splicing, via spliceosome. NCBI's taxonomy places the organism in Eukaryota, Metazoa, Chordata, Mammalia, Microbiotheria, Microbiotheriidae. Gene Ontology annotation, cellular component: U4/U6 x U5 tri-snRNP complex.
CCGUAACCCGGAAGAGCUCCCAUUCUGCGUCAGGGCCCGGCGGUGACGGCGGCCGGGGUUCGGUGGGAGCGGAGCCACCAUGGGCUCCUCGAAGAAGCACCGCGGGGAGAAGGAGGCGGCGGCGGGGGCCGGGGCGGGGACAGCGGGCAGUUCGGGCCCGGGCACAGCCGAGCAGGCGCCCCGGCACCGCGAGCAUAAGAAGCACAAACACCGCAGCGGGGGCGGCGGGAGCGGGAGCGGCGGGGGCGGGGCCGGCGAGCGGCGCAAGCGCAGCCGGGAGCGCGGGACCGAGAGGGGGAGCAGCCGCCGCGGGGGCGAGGCCGAGGCCCGCAACGGGAGCGCGCACGGGCGCGAGCGCAGCCAGGCCGAGCCUGCAGAGCGAAGAGUGAAGCGAGAGAAGCGCGAUGACGGCUAUGAAGCUGCCACCGGAUCCAAGGCCAGCUCUGGAGAUGCCUCGUCUCUCAGCAUUGAGGAGACCAAUAAACUCCGAGCCAAGUUGGGCCUCAAGCCUUUGGAGGUUAAUGCUGUCAAGAAGGCGACCGGCACCAAAGAGGAGCCAGUGCUGGCAGACGUGAUCAACCCUAUGGCCUUGCGGCAGCGUGAAGAACUACGUGAGAAGCUGGCAGCGGCCAAGGAGAAGCGACUCCUCAACCAGAAGCUGGGGAAGAUCAAGACCCUGGGAGAUGAUGACCCGUGGCUAGAUGACACGGCCGCGUGGAUUGAGAAGAGCCGUCGGCUGCAGAAAGAGAAGGAUUUAGCUGAGAAGAGGGCCAAACUGUUGGAGGAAAUGGACCAAGAGUUUGGAGUGAGCAGCCUGGUGGAGGAGGAGUUUGGACAGAGGCGGAAGGAACAGUACAGUGCCCGGGACCUGCAGGGGCUGACUGUGGAGCAUACCAUCGACUCCUUCAGGGAGGGGGAGACCAUGAUCCUUACUCUCAAGGACAAGGGCGUGCUGCAGGAGGAGGAGGAUGUGUUAGUAAACGUGAACCUCCUUGACAAAGAGAGGGCAGAAAAGAAUGUGGAACUUCGGAAAAAGAAGCCGGAUUACCGACCUUAUGCUGAAGACGAGAGCGUGGAUGACAUGGCUAUGUUUAAGCCCCGGUCCAUUUUGGCCAAGUAUGAUGAGGAACUGGAAGGAGAGCGACCACAUUCAUUCCGACUUGAUCGGAGCGGGGCAGCCGAUGGAGUCCGAGAGCGGGAGCUGGAGGAAAUCCGGGCCAACCUGAGGCAGCAGGCACAGUCCCUGACAAUGGCUGGACCCCGGCUUGCCUCCGAGUAUCUCACUCCACAGGAGAUGGUGACCUUCAAAAAGACAAAACGGAGGGUGAGGAAAAUCCGAAAGAAGGAGAAGGAGGUGGUGGUUCGAGCUGAUGAUCUGCUUCCUCUUGGCAAUGAAUCCAGUGAGGGAGACUUUGGCUCCAGGUUGCGGGGGAGGGGCCGCCGCCGAGUCCCUGAGGCAGAGGAAGAAGCCCCUGGAGAGCAGGAGAGGGAGGCCCCUUCCCAGCUCCCCCAGUCUGAUGACAACCGAGUAGAAAACAUGGACAUCAGUGAUGAUGAAGAGGGGGGAGCCCAGGGAUCGGGCUCCCCCGAGAUCCUCGAGGAGGAUGAAGUGGAGGCUGAGCUACAAAAGCAGCUGGAGAAGGGCCGGAGGCUGAGGCAGCUGCAGCAGCUCAAGGACAGUGGGGAGAAGGUGAUUGAGAUCGUGAAGAAGCUGGAGACACGGCGGAGCCGGGAGGAGGACGAAGACCCGGAGCGCAAAGGGGCCAUUGUGUUCAAUGCCACCUCAGAGUUCUGCCGGACCCUCGGGGAGAUCCCCACUUACGGGCUGGCUGGCAACCGGGAGGACCAGGAAGAGCUCAUGGACUUUGAGAGAGAUGAAGAAAGGUCUGCCAACGGUGGCUCAGAAUCUGACGGGGAGGAGAAUAUUGGCUGGAGUACUGUCAACCUGGACGAGGAAAAGCAGCAGCAGGACUUCUCUGCUUCUUCUACCACCAUUCUGGAUGAAGAGCCCAUUGUGAAUAGGGGCCUGGCUGCAGCCCUGCUCUUGUGUCAGAACAAAGGGCUGCUGGAGACAACAGUGCAGAAGGUGGCUCGGGUGAAGGCCCCCAACAAGUCUCUGCCUUCUGCUGUGUACUGCAUCGAGGACAAGAUGGCUAUUGAUGACAAGUAUAGUCGGCGGGAAGAGUAUCGUGGCUUCACGCAGGAUUUCAAGGAGAAAGAUGGCUACAAGCCUGAUGUCAAGAUUGAAUAUGUGGAUGAGACUGGGAGAAAGCUGACGCCCAAGGAGGUAGGGGAGUCCCAGGCCCACUGUCCCAACCGAUUCCACGGAAAGGGUUCGGGCAAAAUGAAGACCGAGCGAAGGAUGAAAAAGCUGGAUGAGGAAGCUCUCUUGAAGAAGAUGAGCUCCAGUGACACUCCCCUGGGCACAGUGGCCUUGCUUCAGGAGAAACAGAAAGCCCAGAAGACCCCGUACAUCGUGCUCAGUGGCAGUGGGAAGAGCAUGAACGCGAACACCAUCACAAAGUGAAGACAUCCCAUGUCCCCAGUCCUUUAAUAUUAAAUAAAAUUCCCUCCUUAUUUUUUC